UCACCGAGUCACCGACACAACACAGACAUGGCGAGCGAGUCGGUGAGUGUGCUCUUCAAGCUCUACUGUCUGACUGUGAUGACCCUGAUCGCCGCCACAUACACCGUGGCCCUCAGGUACACCAGGACAGUGUCCACAGAGCUCUACUUCUCCACCACCGCCGUCUGCCUGGCCGAGAUCAUCAAGCUGCUGCUCAGUCUCAUCAUGCUGGUCAGAGAGACCGGAGAUGUGGGCCGCUGUCGAGCUGCCUUGGUCACACAUAUAUUCAGGAGUCCCAAAGAGCUGCUGAAGCUGAGCGUCCCGUCAGUGGUCUACGCCAUCCAGAACAACAUGGCCUUUGUGGCCCUGAGCAACCUGGACGCCGCCGUCUACCAGGUGACAUACCAGCUGAAGAUACCGUGUACGGCGCUGUGUACGGUGCUGAUGCUGAACCGCUCUCUGAGCCGCCUGCAGUGGUUCUCCGUCUUCAUGCUGUGUGCGGGAGUCACGCUGGUGCAGUGGACGCCGCCGCACUCCACCAAAGUACAGGUGGAGCAAAACCCGUUCCUGGGCUUCAUGGCGAUCGCGGUGGCGGUGCUGUGCUCCGGGUUUGCAGGAGUGUACUUCGAGAAGGUCCUGAAGAGCUCAGACACGUCUCUGUGGGUCAGAAACAUUCAGAUGUACCUGUCUGGGAUUGCUGUGACCCUCAUGGGCGUCUACAUGACGGAUGGGGCCCGAGUGCUGGAGAAAGGCUUCUUCUACGGAUACACACCCUGGGUCUGCCUGGUGGUCUUUUUGGCGAGUGUGGGAGGAAUGUACACGUCUGUGGUGGUCAAAUACACUGAUAACAUCAUGAAGGGCUUCUCUGCGGCCGCUGCUAUCGUCCUGUCCACCGUGGCCUCCGUCCUGCUCUUCGGCCUGCAGAUCACGUUGACGUUCAUCAGCGGAGCUCUGCUGGUGUGUGUGUCCAUCUACCUGUACGGUCUGCCCAAACAGGACACUACGAAAGUGAUGAAGGCUGGAGCAGAACAAGACGACACACAUAAGCUGAUCUCAGUGUGACAGAACACACAUCACUGACUGAUCCAGGACCUGUGAAACUGACCACAAUACAUCAGGAGGUGCACUGGGAGA
This is a messenger RNA of Danio rerio (zebrafish), 1113 nucleotides long. It is a transcript of the gene slc35a1, whose product is annotated as solute carrier family 35 member A1. The record is from RefSeq and is marked provisional. Gene Ontology annotation, biological process: pyrimidine nucleotide-sugar transmembrane transport. Lineage: Eukaryota; Metazoa; Chordata; Actinopteri; Cypriniformes; Danionidae. Gene Ontology annotation, cellular component: Golgi membrane; membrane. Gene Ontology annotation, molecular function: pyrimidine nucleotide-sugar transmembrane transporter activity.